GUCCCUGAGGCAAGGCGACAACACAGGCGUGGACCUCGUCUGCAGCUACAGGAAGGAGCCCUCCAGCCCUGACUUGGACAGGGUGGGCCUUUACCACGAAGUGAGCAACAAGACCAGAGCCGUCACGCGCCUGGGCCCCUACAGCCUGGACAGGACCAGCCUCUACGUCAACGGUUACAACGAACAGCCAGUGAUGCGGCCAGUGACGCCCACUCCCACUCGGCCACCAACCACACCUCCAGGCCUCGAGCGUUUCACCGUCAACUUCACCAUCACCAAUCUCCCCUACGAUUCCGACCUGCACGUUCCUCACUCGGCAAAGCUCAACAGCACCCAGAGGGUCAUGACCACCUUGCUCAACCGCCUUCUCAAGGACACCAGCAUUGGCCCCAAUUUCCUUGGAUGUGCAACGACAGCCUUCAGGUCCCUGAGGCAAG
Lagopus leucura (white-tailed ptarmigan) is the source of this 437-nucleotide messenger RNA. RefSeq names its product mucin-16-like. The transcript is spliced from 5 exons. The record is from RefSeq and is a predicted model, not a curated record. NCBI's taxonomy places the organism in Eukaryota, Metazoa, Chordata, Aves, Galliformes, Phasianidae. The annotation marks the transcript as partial.